This is a messenger RNA of Paramuricea clavata, 10059 nucleotides long. The record is from the annotation of a GenBank genome assembly. NCBI's taxonomy places the organism in Eukaryota, Metazoa, Cnidaria, Anthozoa, Malacalcyonacea, Plexauridae.
AUGCCGCGUUAUUGCUCGGUUUAUGGUUGUCACAACUCCUUUGACAAAGACGGAAUGUAUUCACACUGGUAAGGAAAUAUUAUUUUGUGCUUAUAUAUCAUUCGAGAGGUUUUUUCAGCAAAUGACAAUGUAAAGCAAACGGUAUUUCAUGUUUUCUCCACGUGCAUGUGUACACCAGCUUUCCUCUACUAUAAUGGUCAUAAUGCUGUGCUGAGGGGUUAUAUUACUACCUUAAAAAAUAAGCAGAAACUCGACGUUUCGAUCGAAGGCCCUUCGUCAAGAGCCUUCGAAGGGCCUUCGCUCGAAACGUCGAGUUUCUGCUUAUUUGUUAAGGUAGUAAUAUAACCACUCAGCACAGCAUUUUCACAUUGGUACUACCCACACUGGUACAUACAGUUUUAGUAUAUAUUCCUCUACUAUAGCUUCUUUUCUGAUGUUUUUGCAUGCAGUUUGUUUCAUUCAAAUAUUAUAUUUCCAUUGUUCCUUGUGAUGUUCUCGUGUUCGUUUUUCCUACCUACUGUACGGUGUAUUUUACGGGCCUGUUUGUAUUUAUGAAAGCAUAUUGUUAUUGAAUUUUUUCCUUCACAUAUUUAAGCAUUCCUGAUGCAAAGAAGCAUCCAGAAUUGUACAGCAUAUGGGUUGAGUAUAUGAAUAAACAUGCGCCAGUGAAGUCUGUUCCUGCGAAAAGUAGUCGUUUGUGUUCAGAGCACUUUAGUGCUGAUAUGUAUGAGAUAAAGGGUAAAAGCCAGAAAUUAGUAUUGAGACCAGAUGCAAAACCAACAAUAGUUACAAAAAAGUUUGCUCAGGUCAGUGGUUUGAUUUUAAAGUAUUAUACAAUUUAACUUGUUGUUUUACUGUUCUUACCUGUUGUAACAGUGGCACUGUACAUGAUUUACAUUCUUUGGUAAGGGACAAGUCAUUGUUAAUGCCGGGUAGGGGGCCGGAGGAAAUUUGUAUGAAUAGCAAAAAAUUUUCAUGACCCCUUAUUUUUCUAACAAAAUAUUUUAUCCCCCCCUUAUUGAGGCAACAUAUUUCAUAGCCCCCUCCCUCCACCCCAAUUCUGAAUUCAAUGACUCUAAGUCAGUUUCAUAACCAUUUUUCCUGCACUUAUGCAUACUCAGUUUACUUGCAGCUGUAAUGCAUCAGUCAAUUCUAUCAUUACCCAUCCCCCCGGGCAUUUGCAAUUUAAGUUGACAAUUCCUGGGGGUCGGGAAGGAAAAGCGUAGCAAUGCCCCACCCCCAGACAAAAAAAGAUGACAAAUGCCCGGCCCCAGGGCACACUGACUCAUUUAUAGAAUGUAUUUUAGACCUCAAAACUUCCAUAUAAACAGUAUUAGCUUCCUUGUAUAAAAGCUAUAGCAGUCAUCCCAACUUUUGAACAUGAAAAUUGUAAAUAUUGAAAAUGAUAGCCAAGUAGAUAAUUCAGACUUUUAAUACCUGAAAAGUUGUUGGCCCUCAAACAAAAAACCCACACAUCAGACCUACUUUUACUAGUUGAAAAAAUACAUUUGUGUCUGGUGGAAGCAUUAUAUUGAAGAGAUGGCAGAAGAGACUGUCAACAACAUGCAUAAACAGAACAUGCCAAAGAGUCGACGAUGCACUGUGUUAAAAAGUGGAAAACAGGACAACAACUGUCAACUGAAUCUUGCAUUUGCAAAUGCAGUGCAUGACCCUUUUGACAUAUUCUAUGGUGAUGAUGAGGAUGACAAUUUCCAUAUACAGUGCCUAGAACACAACUUUUAGGUUCAAUAUAUUGGGCAUUAUCAGGGGCGGAUAAGCAACAUCUGUGUUACCAUAGUUAAUUGAGGAGAUGGUUUGGAAACUCGUUAGCAUUACAAUAAAAUCACAAUAAACCUCAUUAUCUAUCUUGUUCAGGCAGUAUGCAAAAAUGUGGUCUUUCAUCGUCACGUGCGUAUUGUAUUUUUCUCAAGUCAACCAAUACGAAUGUUCAAAAUGUCCUAUUGUUAAAGUCAUGGAUGGGCAAUUGGACAAAACCGCUGCUAUUCGUUAGUUGAGCAAAAAUACAAUACGCAUGUGACGAUGAAAGACUACAUUUUUGCAUAAACCUGAACAAAAACAUAGAUAGUGAGGUUUAUUGUAAUGCUAAUGAGUUUCCAAACCAUCUCCUCCAUUAACUAUGGUGUUACCGGGCUCCCGGUGAUGUCAUGACCAAGCGGAAUAUCAGCGUGUGACUUGAAUUAUAAUUAAGUUAAAGAAAAAUUAUAUUUCUAUGUUAUAUAAAGAUAAUCCUUACCAAAUAUUAGAUUUCAUAUUAUCAUACUGUAUAUAUAGCUUGCAAUUUAUGCUUCACCGCAAUAAAAGUCUUCCCUUGGCAUGUUUUUAAUAUAUGUUUGAGUAAAGGCCCGGUCACACUACACAACGAUAACGAUACGAUAAAUUGUAAACACGCGAUAAUUGGAAAAAAAACUGUGUUAGUGUCCACACAACAACGAAAAUGAUAAAAUUAUCGUUAGACGAUAACGAUAACGAUUUUAAAAUCGCUCACCUGAGCGAUUUUUUUUUCAGUCGGACGAUAACGAUAAAUUUUUGACCAAUCAGCGCGCGUAUACAAGUUAUCGUAUCGUUAUCGUUGUGUAGUGUGACCUGGGCUUAAAAGUUAAUUUAAAUUAUUGAAAUACAAAUUUCAUACGAUCGACUGGCAUUAUUCAUAUAAUUAUGUAAUCGUUAUAUUGCCAUGGUUUUCUGCCUGCCUGCCUGUGAGCGGGCGUUCAAGCUAUUUCCAGGCUCUUUGAUAAAAAUUCGAGACCAAGGAUAAGCUUCUUAUCCAUCGAACUAAAAUCUAUUUUAGUACAAAACUAGGGGCCCAUUUUUUGUACAAAAAUGGGGGCUCACUGGACAAUCGCCCGGUAGCCCGCUGGGCUAAUCCGCCCCUGGGCAUUACUGUUCAAUGUAUGCAUACUGUAUAUAUACAUUACUCUUUUGAUAUUGCAUGUUACAAACUAUUCCAUACAUUUUAUUUUUUGCCCCCCCCUCCCCUUUACAUGUAUGUUCAAAAUAUUUUCUGCCCCCCCCCCCCUUUCAAUGGUCAAAAUUUUUUUGUGGCCCCUCUAAAUUUCCUCCGGCCCCCUACCCGGCAUUAAUGACUGGUCCCUAAGGCAGCUUUUUGAGGGUAUUUUAUAUAGAGUUGUUUAGGAGAAGGGUUAUUUGUUUAUUAAUUAAAAUGAUGUGAUCAAUGUUUAUAAAUAAAUGCUGCAUAUAAAUUUGUUAAUUUUAAAAAGAACAGAAUUAAAUGCAACAAAUAACUUAACAUAUAAAUAUUGUCAUCGAUGAGAGCAAGCAAUUAAAGUUAAUAGCAGAUUAAAAUAUUAUACAUAAAUUAAUACGGUGCUUUUAUUAUAAUUGACAUUUACUCAGUAGAUGUUAAACUAGUUUCAUAUUAAUCUGACACUGCAAUCGAGCAACGAAAAAUUCCUUGGCUCGAGCGGGAUUUGAACUCGCAUCUUCCGAUCUUCGGGUAUCUAGACCGCUCAAUAGGUAGAGCGGCGGUCUAGAUACCCGAAGAUGCAAGUUCAAAUCCCCCUCGAUUCAAAGAUAUUUUCGUUGCUCGAUUGCAGUGUCAGAUUAAUAUGAAACUAGUUUUUCGUACUCUGAGGAUGGUUCUGAAACAGUAGAUGUUAAAUUUUUGCAUAACCUAAAUCAUCUCAGAAUGCAGACUCUUUUUAAAGAGUUUUAAAAAUUUAAAAAAAAAUCUUUUUAAAAAUGUUUUAAAAAAAUCUCAAUUUAAAAAAAAAUCUCCUCUUAAAUUGAAUUAAAGUAUGGUAGCAGUAAGACUGGAAGUUUAUCCAAGCUAAACAAAGCUGUUUUACAUUCAACAAUGGGAGGGAUUAUUAUUAAUACAGGGGACUGUAUUUGAGAAAUGACAAAUUAGAGAAUACAUUGGUAGUUUUUAUUAUUACAUUAAUUGUUCAUGUUUAAUAAGAUGCAAGUUUUGUUGAAUUGAUACAUGAGAAGACUGGCAAAAAAACCCAGAAAUAUGAAAUUACCUUUUGAGUGAAUGAAAAUAUUAUGGAGGCCAAACCCUAAAUUUGCAUUAAUAUAUUAAAAUAAGUUAUGGAUCAAAAUAUAAUUUAUAUAUAAACUUGCAAUUUUUAUCUAUGGAAAACAAAAUGAUAAUGUAAGAUUAUUGAUACAACCAGGUACCAAUUGCAAGGUUGCCCAUUGAGAAAGCGGACGCUGUUACUGACACUGAAAUGCUGAAAGGAGCGUCUCAAACUAAAGAGUGUGUGCAAGUCAUUGAAGACAUGAGUGUAGGUGUUGUAAGUAUUGCCGGUAAAAAGAGAAAACAAUCUGAAGAGAUUGUAAUUGAUGAUGAAAGCGGCAUUGAGGUAAGCACACCAAAAAAAAGAGCAUGUAGGGACAGUGUCAUAAGUGUACAACAUGAUCAUACAUAUUAUGUUAGUUCUCCCUGUAGAUUGAAAGAAAAAGUAGUUAAUUUGCUAGACCAAGUAAAUAAUCUGAAUAGGAAAUUGUGCACAUCGCAGAAGAAAACGCGUAGGCUUAAGAAAAAGGUAAACUCCUUGACAUCAGUGGUAAGUGAACUGAAGAAAGAGAAACUUGUUAGUAGUGAUUGUGCUAGUAUCCUGGAGACAACUUUUUCUGGGGUUCCUAAGGAACUUAUGAAAAGGUUGGUGACGCAAAAGAAAAAGAAAAAUGCUGGUGCGUAUCCAAAGGAAUUACGAACAUUUGCUAUGACCCUAAAGUUUUACUCUGCAAAAGCAUAUAAGUAUGUAAGAAAAUGUUUUGAUUUAGGUUUACCACAUCCGUCUGUGAUCAGUAGUUGGUACAACGUUAUGGAUGGUGAACCUGGUUUUACCAAAGAAGCAUUAACAGCCUUGAAAGCCAAAGUUCUUGCUGGGAAACGAGAUGGCCAGGAAGUCCUUUGCGCGCUGAUGUUGGAUGAGAUGUCCAUACGCAAGCAUGUACAGUGGGAUGGCAAGAAGUACCGUGGGUUUGUCGAUCUUGGCACUGGCAUUGACGACGACUCACUGCCAGAAGCCACCGAAGCUCUUGUCUUCAUGGCAGUCUCCGUGAAUUCCAACUGGAAAGUACCAUGUGGUUAUUUUCUGGUGAAAGGUCUCACAGGAGAAGAGAAAGCGAACCUUACGAAAGAUUGCCUCACGAAGCUGCACGAAGUGGGAGUGAAGGUGGUCUCGUUCACGUGCGACGGACCAACGACUCACCAAGCGAUGUUGAAAUUGCUUGGAGCUCGACUGUCUACUGAUAAUAUGCAGGCUUACUUUCCACAUCCAUGUGAUAAAAAUCAAAAGAUUUAUAUUUUUUUAGAUGCUUGUCACAUGAUCAAGUUGGUACGUAAUACUUGGUCAGACUGGAAAGUCUUGAAAGAUAAGGAUGGAAAAACCAUUGAAUGGAAGUUUGUGGAGGAAUUGCACAAGCUACAAGAAACCGAAGGUUUACGCUUAGCAAAUAAACUGCGAUGCGCGCAUGUAGACUGGAAACCUCAAAAAAUGAAGGUAAACUUGGCAGCGCAGACUUUAAGUUCAAGCGUUGCAGACGCUCUAGAGUACUGCGAAGGUAAGCUGCAUGAAAUGCCACAGUUUAAAGGCUGUGGUCCAACGGUAAAGUUUAUUCGUAUAUUUGAUCGUCUUUUCGAUGUUCUAAAUUCUAGAAAUCCUAAGGCGAACAGUUUCAAGGCACCGAUCAGAAAGACGAACUAUCAGUUCGUGAAGAAGUUCUUAGAUGAUGCCUGUAAGUAUAUCAAGGGUCUGAAGGGGCCUGGGGGUCAAUUGAUCCUUAAUUCAAAACGCAAAACAGGUUUUCUAGGUUUUCUCGUGUGUGUUGAGGCAGUUCAUGGAUUAGCGAAAGAUCUUGUGUGCGGAGAGAACCCGAUGAUAAAGUAUAUUCUUACGUACAAGAUGAGUCAGGAUCACUUGGAGUUGUUCUUUGGCGCUGUGCGAGCGUCUGGAGGAUGGAACAACAAUCCUACGGCGAUACAGUUCAGGGCUGCGUACAAGCAACUGUUGAUGAGACACAACAUUACAGGAGGAAAAGGAAACUGCGUUCCUCAAGACGACACAGAGAUGCUGAGCAAUGUUGAAGAUCAGAGUAAUAGAAAAUCUUCAACUGUGGAAAUCGACGAUGUGACGAUCGCGAGAAGAUACGACUUGGCUUUACGACCAGAGCCAGGUGCAAAUGAUCAUGAUUACUGCGAUGUUCCAAACGUUAUGGAAUUAUCCGAGUUCAAGUCGUCAGCAAUAUCGUAUAUUGCUGGUUACGUUGUGAGGAUGGUAGAGAGAAAAAUGCACUGUUUUACCUGCCUGGCAGCGUUGACAACGACGAAAGAGAAGGUUCCUGACCUUUUCGUAGUUUGGAAAUCGAAUGGCGGUCUGAAGUUGCCCUCCCCGGGGCUGCUGAAGAUCUGUGAAGAGACGGAGAAAUGUGUGAUGAGAAUGUUGAACGUGAACCAAGGUGGACUACCACAUGGCACGGGACUACCAGACGCAAUUGCCACAACGGUAUUGCAAUACUGUGUAGAACGCGGAGUGUUCAGUUCGUUGAAGCAACAUAUGUUUGAAACGACUCCUGUAAACAAUCACGUGUUCAGCUUGAUCAAAUGCUGUUGCAAGUGUUAUGUGACAAUUCGUAUGCAUCAUUUGGGUAAGCAGAGAAAUGCUAGAAUGCAUGAAAAGUUAGUACGCAAGGAGUAUUCGAAACUUACGUUGUUCAAAGGACAGUAAGUUUGCGAAGGUGGUCUGUUACUGCACAUUUUGCAUGUGUUCGAGGUCGUGACCGCGAGUUAAUGAUACUGCACAUAUCUUAUAUGUGUUCGAGGAUUAACGUAAAGUUCGCAAUGUGUCAAUGAUACUGCACGUUUUAUAAACGUGUUCGAGGGAUUGACACGACAAAUGACAAAAGUUGUUUAUUUUUACAUGAUGCUCCUAUCAUAAUGCAUGUUUAUAAAACACAAACUUAAUAUCAAUACAAAGUAAGUAUAUUUGACGAUUCAUUUAUUCCUGGUAAACGCUAUAUUAGAGUCUACUGCAUAGAUACCUUUUUCUUUUUUAGUAUUACAUCUGAAUGUAUCCGAUACAAGAAUUAGUUGCGUGUAUACCGUUAACACCUUUCUUAAUAUCACCAGUAUUAUGGCCAUCAGAAAGCAUACCAGUUCUUUAUUUUCAAAAAAAUUAAAAGAUUAAUUGUAAGUACAAGUUUUUAGGUGAUAAAAUCGUUUAUGGUUUGGGUGCAGUGUGGGCAGCGAAGUGGAAUACGGGAAAAUAGGUUAAAAUUGUUCCAACUGUCUGAAAAAUACAAGUUAAACCUCAAAAAGGCUUUACCUGUAUUUUUCAGGCAUUUGGAACAAUUUUAACCUAUUUUCAAGUUUUUAGUUAUAUAUCCGCCAAUGACAAUGUACACGUACUACCUGUCGGACGUCUUUUUAAUAUUAUGUUUGCUUUAUUCUAUUUAGGAGAAACGAUGCAAAAGGAACCCGGCAACCAACGAACAUUUUAGUAAACAAAGGAACACAUCCGUACUGGAUAGGCAUACCAGCAUCUCACACCCAGCAACAUGCACACCAGCAAAUAGAAACGUUCACAUGCCACAUGCUAUUACAUGGACCUAAAGUGAAUUUAAAACUUGUAUAAACACGCUAUUCACUUGAAAUGCUCUUGUAAAAGUUGCUCUAUCAAAAAAGUGAGAAAGCCGGUUAUUUCGUAGCGGUUUUCUGUUUUACCAGCUCUAACUCUUGUUUUGUGAUUUUUAGACAAUUGCGUGACAUCUCGUGUGUUACACGCGACGUAUGGGAAGGCGGGAAAAUUUAAUUUUGUGGUUUUCACUGUGGUAAGUUAUUUAUAAAUAGCGAAUUUCAACGUUUAAAAUUUAAGUUUUCACUAAAAAUUGCUGUCACAUUAUUCAUUUCACUUUUAACUUAAGUUCUAAAUAUUAAGUAAUAAUUAAUUCUUACUUUUUCGGGCAAACCACAGUUUGGUGGUAACAAAAAAACGAGUGUUUUCAAACAAAGUAAACUGAAAAUUAGAAGGAUAUAUGUUUUUAAAAAGUAAAUUAAUUUGGAAUUAUAUAUACAUUUACCAGUAGUUUAUCAAUCUAAUAGUAUUAGACACAGACCAAACACAAUUUCAACUUGCUUUUAGGACAAUUCAGAGGACGGAGAAUUUAAAGAACAGCAAUUAGUAAGUGAUGAUGGGAAUAUUUUUAAAAAUAAUGUUUCUGCAUGUGUCAAGUUUACGAAAAUGCACUCUUAUAAAAUAUGCCAAAAAUAUAGGGAUUAUAUAGCCAUGUUUUUUCUGAGGAAAUUUGUUAAUAGAUUAAAUACUUUUCUUUUCAGUGGCUAGCAAAGACAAAGUGAAUGGUAUGCUUUAUAUUCUUUCAUAAACUACUUCUUGCAAACUAAAUAAAUUUUCCAACAAGUUUUCCUGCAAAUUGCAUAUCAGUAUCAUAUAUCUUUUUAUUAAUUUUAGAUGAAAAAGAAAAUAGAAUGGGUGUGUAUAUACUGUUGUAAUUAUAUUAUUUAACUCUUUUCGCUUUAGUAGCAUAUUGCUCAUAAGAAUUUAAAUUAAAGUAAUCCUGGUUGUAUAAGUCUAAAAUUCUUAAUAGUCAUUUGGUGUCCGGCCAAGUGAUUUUGUGAGAUUUGAUUAAUUAUUAUUGAUGAAUUUAAAACGUAUUAAGAUAGAUUAGUUGUAACAUCAAACUUAAUCAAAAGUUUUCUAAAUAUAGAUACAGAAUCAAGUGAAUUAAAGGAAAAGGAUAAAGGUGGUCCUCCUUAUUUGUCAAAUAUUAUUUAGUGAGAAUUUUUAGUGGGAAAUGAUAAAUUAAAUUUCUUUAUUUUUAGAAGAUGUUUCUACACCAACAAAAAAUGAAGAAGGUAUAUAGUCAUUGCUUUUAAAGAGUUAUUUAUUUGAAAUGUGAUGCCUUUCAUUACAACAACAAAAAAUGAGAGAGCAAGCAGAAAUGUAAAUAGCAACCUUAACUUUGGAGGUAGCUGGUUUAUUCUUGUGAUAUUUGGAUUUAAUAAUGCAUUUUUCAAUAUCUGUUGCAGAUCCGCAAAAAAGCAGCAAGAAAAAGGGUACCGUAUAUGAUAAGUUUACAAAGCACACCUAGUUCUAUAACCAAUCCCAAACAUUCCUUAAAUUCAAAUAGAAAAUAAUAGAUAAUUUAUAUCAUACUUUAGGAAGGUGCAGGAAAUGUGGGAUGAAAGGGCACCACCAAAAUGAAUGUCAUGCAAGUAUGAAAAAUUUUAAAAAUAAUUAUGAUUAGACUCACUCAAUAUGCUGACAGUAUAAGGCAGCUGGCAUAAACACAAGCAAUGCAGUAUAAGUGCUUUAAAAAUAGUAUAGCUCAAGGUUCAUGCAAGUGUUUUAAUAAUUGCUUUAAACAUAAUGAAUAUAGUUUCUUAUCAAAAUGCUAAUUCUUGUAUUUAGGGAAAGCACCAUUUUUCACUUUACCAAUUACAAACUGUACGUGGUGCAUACAAAUUAAUAUUUAAUAUUAAAAUUUAUAGGAAUGGUAUGCUGGAUGUGUUAUAAGAGAGGGCACACAAAAAUUGUGUGCCCAAAUAGAGGAAAAACCCAGGCAGUUGUCCAGGAACAACACAAUUGGCACAAUUGCCAUGACAUUAAAUUCACAAAGUAACUUUAUGUAUGUUAUAAUGUUGUGUGAUUGUUGUGUGAGUGUUGUGUGUUAAUUUUAAUUCAUUUAUUAGUUAAGGCCAUUAAUAAAUAAUAUAUUCUUGGUUUGAAAAAUAUUUUAGGGGGGGGGGGGAAUGUCCCCACUACUGGUGCCACCACUGGAAAUAUCAGCUAAAUAGCCAGCAUAGCUUCAAUAAAAUAUAUUGAAGUAAAUAUGACUUUUAUUAAAAGCGAUAUUUAUGUGUGUUUCACUUGUAUAAUUUGGGACAACCCGAGAAUACCCUUAUGGAAUUAACAAAAUAAAACAUGUGUAUGAGACCAAGAAUACUUAUUGAUGGCCUGUAACAGUAAUAUUAAUAUUGUAUAUAUUUUUAAAUUAAACUGUUUAAAUGUUGAAUAAAUAUAAUUUGUAAUGAAAGUUAAUAAUGCACUUAAG